AUGUCCUUCAAGUAUUUUGCAGGACCCUCCAUCUCAAUACUACUACUUACUUGCGCUUCAAUUUUGACUUUAAAUGGAGCGCUAUCAAAGCGGCUUGUGCGCCUCAAGCCAAAAAGUGACAAAACAGUACCACCAACGUUAAUAGAUAAAAAGGCCGAAAAUUUGUUUUCGGUUCUUAAUAAGCGUCCCGAGAAUGAUAUCUUCGACCCCAGAUCGUGCAAGGAAGAUGAGAGUUUGAACAUGCCAAACUUUACUGAGCCCGGUCGAAGAAUAAGCGAAAUAAAGUGUCUCGAGAAUUUGUGGCGCAUGCGAUUUUAUGAUGAAAUGCUCUUCCGAUCAGUGAAGUGUGGAUUUGACUUCGAUAAAUUAAUAAGUAUAAUAUUUGGAGGUCGCGAUGCUGAGCCUCGAGAAUUCCCUCACAUGGGAGCGUUAGGUUGGCGAUCCGUAAAUAAUACGUGGAUAUUCAAAUGCGGUGCCACUCUGGUUUCACAAAACUUCAUGAUCACAGCUGCCCAUUGUUCAAGGGCAACAAGAAGUGAUACACAAAUCGCUGAUCCUGUGCCCAAAAUAGUACGAAUUGGGGAGACAAAUCUUGAAUUUAAGGAUUUGAAUGAAGAGCAUCCAAAAGACGCAGUAAUAAAGAGGAUCAUCGUGCACCCUUAUUACAGAUCGCCAAAAAAAUAUUACGAUAUCGCCAUAUUAGAACUGGAUGGCCCCGUGAUGUUUACAAUGAAAAGUCAUCCCGCCUGCAUCUGGACAAAUCAAUAUCAGGAAGUAUUUGGCAAAGCUGCAUUGACUGGUUGGGGCAUAACAGAACCAGGUAGUCAAGUUGCUUAUCCCAAGUUGCAAGUAGCCGAGGUUGACGUCUUAAGUUUGCGAGAUUGCGACAAAAGACUACACUCCCGACGAAACCGACAUUGGAGGGGACUUGUCUACCAUCAGAUGUGCGCUGGACAUUUGGCUGGAGGUAUCGACUCGUGUCAGGGUGACUCUGGCGGCCCACUGCAGAUGGAGAUCGACAUACCGGAAUAUUCGGACUGGAAAAUUCACUACAUCGUCGGUGUUACCUCUUUCGGAUACGGAUGUGGUGUUUUAAACACGCCGAGUGUUUACACUAGAGUAUCAAGUUUCGUUGAUUGGAUCGAAAGUGUUGUUUGGGAAGAAGAAUAUAAGAAAAUGAAAAAAUUACAU
Iphiclides podalirius (scarce swallowtail) is the source of this 1191-nucleotide messenger RNA. Lineage: Eukaryota; Metazoa; Arthropoda; Insecta; Lepidoptera; Papilionidae. The record is from the annotation of a GenBank genome assembly.